This is a messenger RNA of Helianthus annuus (common sunflower), 2643 nucleotides long. RefSeq names its product translation initiation factor IF-2. Gene Ontology annotation, molecular function: translation initiation factor activity; GTPase activity; GTP binding. The transcript has 8 exons. Gene Ontology annotation, biological process: translational initiation. Bases 228 to 2441 code for a protein of 737 amino acids. The record is from RefSeq and is a predicted model, not a curated record. Lineage: Eukaryota; Viridiplantae; Streptophyta; Magnoliopsida; Asterales; Asteraceae.
GCAGGUAAUAAUUAAUAUUCAUUCAUACCUUUUACUUAUCUUACUUAUUAUUAUCUUCCUCUUUCACUUUUACCCCUUCAAACCCCUGAUCUUCUGAUGACGUUCUGGCCUGUGUGUUCGUUCAUCUUUAGUCGUAUUUGCAAUUGCAAUUCUGCUGGUUUCACUCUAACCUCCUGUUUGUGACGACGAAUUUGUUAGGUUGCAGAAGUUGUGAAUUAUACUUAUGAAUGGCGUGGAGGGAGCUUGGGAGAAAGAGCAUUUAUGCUAGCGUUUCAAGGAUUCUGACUUCAAAAGCGUUUAGAGACACUGCUUUGUCUUCAAAUUUGCUUUCAGCUUCAGUUGGACGCGUUAGAGGGUAUACCAGCAACUCAGCUUUACUUGGUGAUGACACUUUAAGUUGCUUGAAAAACCGAUUCUUAAUAAGGCGUUUCCACGCGACCCCAGAACUACUUAAGGGCAGAGAUGACGACGUAGUUGGUCUACAGAAACCGAAAAAAGGGAAGUUUAAAAAGAAACCUGCAAAAGGAACGCCACCGGUUGACGCUCCAUACGUUCCACCUAAACUACAAACGAAUGGCAAGUCAACUUCAGAGAAAACCAUCGAAAUAUUUGACGGAAUGACAACCGUAGAGCUUGCUAAACGAUGCGGUCAAUCAGUGGCCACUUUGCAAAAUAUUCUUGUAAACGUUGGGGAAAAAGUUGCGUCAGAAUUCGACCCGUUGGGCAUUGACAUCGCUGAACUAAUUGCAAUGGAAGUUGGAGUAAAUGUUAAGAGGCUCUACUCAUAUGAAGGUUCGACAGUUCUUUCCCGUGCACCCGUGGUAACCGUCAUGGGUCAUGUUGACCACGGAAAAACCUCUCUUUUAGAUGCCCUCCGCCAGACGUCAGUUGCCGCCAAAGAAGCUGGUGGCAUAACGCAACACCUCGGUGCAUUCGUUGUAAGCAUGUCAUCAGGCGCGUCGAUAACCUUUCUCGACACUCCGGGCCAUGCGGCUUUUAGCGCCAUGCGAGCGAGAGGCGCAGCAGUCACCGACAUAGUGGUGCUAGUGGUAGCUGCUGAUGACGGUGUGAUGCCGCAAACAAUCGAAGCUAUGUCACAUGCCAAGGCAGCAGACGUCCCGAUAGUAGUCGCUAUUAACAAAUGCGAUAAACCUGCAUCCGACCCGGAACGAGUCAAAGUCCAACUCGCUGCUGAAGGGUUACCGCUUGAAGAAAUGGGUGGUGAUGUACAAGUGGUUGAAGUAUCCGCGGUUACUAAAAAAGGGCUCGAUAAGCUUGAAGAAGCGUUGCUUCUUCAAGCCGAGUUAAUGGAGUUAAAAGCCCGAGUAGACGGAGCGGCCCAAGCUUACGUGGUUGAAGCAAGACUCGACCGUGGGCGGGGCCCGUUGGCUACGGCUUUGGUGAAAGCCGGGACUAUGGUUUGCGGUCAACAUGUUGUAGUUGGUUCCGAGUGGGGGAAGAUACGCGCGAUUCGGGAUACAGCGGGUAAAUUGACUAACAAGGCCUUACCGGCUAUGCCGGUGGAGAUUGAGGGGCUUAAAGGGCUGCCGAUGGCGGGUGAUGAUAUUACGGUUGUGGAUUCGGAAGAGAGAGCGCGGAUGCUGAGUGCGGGAAGGAAGAAGAAACUGGAACAAGAUAGGCUUAGGAAGUUGAAUGAGGAAAAUAUUGCGGCUGCAGAAAAGAAAAAGAAGAAGGAACAAGAUAGGCUUAGGAGGUUGAAUGGAGAAGAGGUUUCGGAUUCAGAAACGGAAGAGGAGGAGUUUACGCGGAUUGAAUUGCCGAUUAUUGUAAAAGCGGAUGUUCAAGGGACGGUUCAAGCUGUCACUGAUUCACUUAAAACAUUGAAUAGUCCCCAGGUUUUUGUGAAUGUUAUCCAUGUUGGAGUCGGAGCAAUUUGUCAGUCUGAUCUUGAUAUGGCACAAGCUACCGGUGCAUGUAUUGUUGGAUUUAAUGUACGGGCCCCACCAACAUCUCUCACUUUGGCUGCUGCUCAAGCGAACAUAAAGAUCAAAUUGCAUAGAGUGAUCUACCAUCUUCUAGAGGAUAUCGGCAACUUCAUAGUGGAAAAAGCUCCCGGAACAUACGAAACAGAGGUGGCUGGUGAGGCACAAGUACUCAACAUCUUCGAGCUCAAAGGAAGAAGCAAAGCCAGAGGAGCCGAUGUCAAGAUUGCCGGUUGCAGAGUCAUGGAUGGCCACGUCAGCAGGUCAUGCACCAUGAGACUUUUACGAAGCGGUGAAGUUAUGUUCGAAGGGUGUUGUGUUUCGUUAAAAAGAGAGACUCAAGAUGUUGAAACCGUCCAGAAAGGAAACGAGUGUGGUCUUGUUCUUCGUGAUUGUUUCGAUUUCCAGAUUGGAGAUGUUAUUCAGUGUUUGCAUCAAGUUAACAAGAAACCUAAGUUUAUUUCUUCGGAAAGUGGAGCGGUUCGUAUCGAAUGCUAGUAGGAUAACUAUUAAUGAUGUGAAGAAACUGGCAGGUUUGGGAACUGAAACCUGUGAGAAUUUUGUGACUUAUUAUCUAUAACUAAUCAUUUAUGUAUUUUGAUCAUAAUUUUGGUUAUUGUACACCCAUAAUUGGGACUUGAGAACAAAUAUUAUACCAUUACGUUUAUUCAUAAUAAAUAUGAUAGGAAAAACGGUUAUG